CAAACAUCUUUUUAGUUGUGAUAUAGAGUCUCAGUCUACAUUGUAUUUUCGGAUGCACACUUCUCUUUAAAACACGCAGCACAGAAACCUCAAACCUGAAAGAUUCAGGGCUUUUGGAAAAACAUUUGGGGUUCCAGCCCCCUUAGCCCACCCCUAGCGCCGCCCCUGGAUAUAAUGUUCAAAUUAUUCAUUGUUAACGAAAUUACUGAGGAAAUGUUCGCUGACAGCUAUCUCAGCAUGCAGAAAAUGUUCGGCUGAUGCAGAUGUGAUCCUCAUUGUGAUAUUUUUUUUAGGCUACUUGCUUGAAGAUUAGGUGUACACUUGUUUUCGACGUGUUUUCUGAUUAAUGUUCGUUACUUCCCAGUUCGCAUGUUUUUGGAUUUUAAGUCCAUUUUUGUGAGAUUAAAUAUCAUUAUAAGCAUAAUAUUCACUUUUUUUUCUGUGAUUAAAGUGGCCGAUCCUUAUUCAAUAGAUAAGACGUUUUUAAUGUUUAUGUAGGCUUAUUCAUUUUUAUUGUUGGCUGCACAUUUUUGGGGGGGCACAAGGAAAUUCUGGGGGGGCAAUGCCCCCCCUAGCCCCCCCUAGACCCCGCCCUGGCUACUUUGAGAAGCAGCAGAUGGAGCGGGCCGUCCGGAGCAUGGAGCACCUGGCGUCGGGCACCAUGACCGGGUUAGCGCUGCAGUUCACGCGGGAGCAGGCGUUUUCUCUGGCGCGCGGCGCGCGGCCCGCUCACAUGCAGGUGCCGCGCAUCGCCGUGGUGGUGACAGACGGCCGGCCGCAGGACUCUGUGGAGGAGGAAGCGGCUCGUGCACGACAGGACGGGAUACAGAUCUUCGCGGUGGGCGUCGGUCGUGUUGACAUGGCAACCCUGCGAGCCAUCGGGAGCGAGCCGCACGCGGAACAUGUGCAUCUGGUGGCCAGUUUCAGCCAGAUAGAAACUCUCGUUUCUGUCUUCCACUCAAAGCUGUGCGCAGAUCAGCGGUCAGUGUCACAACCGUGUAAAUGUGGGAAGAUGAUGCUGUUUCACAACACGACCAAUGAAGCGCUGCUGAGGAUUUCACGGAAGUUAGAAACGGUCAUGAAGAGGAUUGAAGUGUUGGAGAUUCAGCGUCAGCUCGUGUGACAACAUUCCUUCAUCCUCGUCUGAAUGACGUUCUUCCCAAAAUAUUGUACAUGUAUUGCAUAAUUUUGUGUAUGAUUUAUAGUAAAGUAAAGAAACAUGUAUAAGUGCAUUAAAACUUCCCAAAGCAUCUCCA
This is a messenger RNA of Megalobrama amblycephala (Wuchang bream), 1256 nucleotides long. Its product is annotated as matrilin-2-like. The record is from RefSeq and is a predicted model, not a curated record. Lineage: Eukaryota; Metazoa; Chordata; Actinopteri; Cypriniformes; Xenocyprididae. The coding region runs from base 563 to 1123 and encodes 186 amino acids. The transcript has 3 exons.